Molecule: messenger RNA, 4379 nt
Organism: Pseudogymnoascus destructans
Lineage: Eukaryota; Fungi; Ascomycota; Leotiomycetes; Thelebolales; Thelebolaceae
Exons: 4
Coding region: 728-4309 (1193 amino acids)
Source: RefSeq, a predicted model, not a curated record
CUUUUCACUUCCAUUGCUUUCAUUUCCUGCCGUCUUUCAAUCGUUCAGUUCGUGCAUCCGAAUGCUGAACACAAUAACUUCCACUACACUCAUUGAUAGUCACCUUCAAGCUUGCAAUUUUUGCUUCCAAAAGCUUAGACACAUUCACGCCUGCCACACUCAUUAAAUUGUCUAUUCCAAUAUUACAAUUCCUGCAUUGGAAAGCUGUACACAUAAACUUCUAUUACGCUCAUUGUCCAUCACCAUUCAAUCUUACAAUUCUUGUAUCCGAGACUCCGAUGUCCACCACUCACAAUGGGCCGAGUGAAUAGAAAGAGAGCUCAGAAGAGCUUUGAUGCUCGUCAUCGCAGUACACGCUUUCAUCGUGCUACUCGUUUCAGUAUGAUCUCUACAGAAUAUCUAUUUUAUCCUACUGACAUAAAUAGGAGCGUUCAGAUCUGCACUAAAAGGCGUUGAGAGAUUACCUGACGAAUUCGUGAAAAACCUCAGAUGGUUUACGCCAUGUCUUGGCCAUCGCCGCGAGGCUUCUCAAAAUAACGCCCACCUUCUACCCGAAGGGUAUCUGACUAACCAUGCAGACGCACCUGGAUAUAUUCCUGUUGGCAAUAGGGCUCCCCAAGACUUGCAAAACAAGCAGAGAGCUCUGAAAAACUUUUUGUUUUCUUCUAGAAAGACCCGUGUACGCGGGCACGAUGCACGAAAGCGCAGUCUACCCCAUCCAAACUACAUGGGGAUCUCACCGGCAAUCUUGCUGGAGAUGAUGGUCAAAGUCGCAAAGGUUAAAUGGAAACCGCCACCUAUUUUGGGACACGCAAGUACAAGCAAUGCGAUUAUGCUGCAAGCUGCGAUGUCAGAGGACUCGCCAACAAUGGUUUCGGUGAAGAAUAUCGAAGGAAUACAAUAUGCCCUCGGUUUUCUUAGCAAUCUCCCAGAAAAUGUAUUGCCAACAUUUGUACAGAGAAAUUCGACGUUGAAGAGGUUCAUACGGCGAAUGGAAACACACAAUACCUUUACCGCAUCAGGCCAUAGCGAAAAGCCGAAAAAUGAUCUGGGCAUUAUAGAACAGACGGUUAACCAACUGCAACGCCGUGACCUGGUAAAGCCAUACCUUGACAAGUUGACUGCUUAUUCUUCGGGGCAGAAGGAUUUCAGCGUGGAUGCGGAGACUUUGAUGCAGAAAGUUCUCGUUGACGCAACAAAUAGUGCUGCUCUAACCCCACGUCCAAGAGAAGGCGAAGUCGAUAUGAUGAUGGUGGAUUCCAAUGAGCGAAAUCUGCCGAAACUUCACCUUGAUACGUCUCAGAGGCGUGCGGUGAUCUCACUCCAAGGUAGCCGCUGCAAUCCUAUUAAUCUUGAAAACCUCAGUUUGCCUGAAGAUCUUUUUCAAGAACUGCCAAAUCCAUUUCUUGACAAGUCUUCAAACGUCGCGGCGAUUAAUCUCAUAAAUAUUUCUCAGGGACAACCGGAUGCCGUUCUUGGCAAAAGGCCUCGAAUUGUCAUGACGGGAGAUCCUGCGCUGUUGGAACUUUGUCCUGAAGAGGCAGCCAUGCAUUGGAGGUUUGACCGUACAUUGUACGUAAGAGCCCCCGAAGCAGCUCGCGCAGCCAUAACAGCUCCACCGCCUUGCCAUCAUGCGCCAUGCAUGUAUAGCACUUGCGAAAAUUACUUGAAGAAGCGUAUCACGUCUCCUUUUCGCGAAUUCCCUAUGAUAGGUGGACCAGGAGGACAGUAUAUGACAACCCCAUUUAAUUUCGGGGACCACGUUGAAGGCGUGCAGUUUUUAUCAGCGGCAAUCAAUGCCGAUAAAACUCGUAAACCGGACCUUGCGAGACAAAAGACAGUCCAAAAAGCAGCUGAAGUUCAGAAGUAUAGGAGACCGAUUCACAGAUAUUCACAGGCAUUGCAGCAGACGAGACUUGCUGAAGGACAUCCUAACUGGCACGACCUGCCAUAUCCAGCAAUAUCUCUCGAGGAAAUAUCAUCUUUGGAAUUGGAACUCACUGAGGCUGACAAGAGCUUGGCCCGCCGCAUGCUCAUGGAUGAAAUAAUUAAAGAUACACCUGAGCGGCGCAAAAAACUAGAGGAAUAUGAUAUCCAGACCCUUUUUCCAGAACUACAGCCAAUCCAGCACGAGUUUGAAGAAAAUGGGUAUUCCGAGCCGCGUGCAGUGCAACAUGAGCCUACCACGGUAUCCAAAGAGUCUAUUGCAGAAGACCACUGCAGUAAUAAGGGCCAAUCUGGACAUGGAUCAAAGCGUCAUCAAGCCUCUCCUAAAGAAGAACCCCGGCCACGAUAUUUCAAUUUUGAGCUGGAAAUCAAAGCGACUCUUCUCGAUGGUCCUCCGAUAUUCCGUCCAAGGAGUCCUUCGCAAAUGUCCACAUCGUCUGAAUCUGAUGUCUUUGUAGACUGCGAAGAAGAAAUCUCUCUCGUUAGAUCUUCUCCACCAAAAGCAGAGGCAGAAACACACCCUGAGAUAGAUAGCGAUGAGGUUAUGCUGCGCUUUCAGUUUGCUUCUGGACCGGUUUACACCCGAAAUACAAAUUUGUAUUCGACUUACAGUUCAAGCUUGCCAGAAAGUGCAGAGUGCAACCAGCACCCCACGAGAACAAACCAGGCCAACAAGGAGCCAACAUCAAUCUUUGCCGGAGAAACGGCAUUCUCCAACCUAACAAUUGCAGAUAUGCAGCCGAACAGCAUGCCUGGUACUGGAUUUCCUUCAGAGGCAUCACCACAAGCAGCAGUGUCUACUGAUUCUAUUCUGGUAUCAGUAUCACCAUUUGCCCCUAAGUCCCUGGCUAGCGAGCCGAUGGUCAAAUCAUGCCCCAAAUGCGACAAGAGGUACAAAUACAACGGGGCCCUCAAAAGGCAUAUACAGAGCUGUCAAGUUCCAGGUAUCCCUGAAGAAUCUCCCCUACCACAUCCUUGCCCCACCUGUGGAAAAAUAUACAAGAAGCUAGGGAACCUCUGGCUUCAUAUUGCUACAUGUAACUCAAAAAACAAUAAGUUUCAAGCCACAGGAUUUUCAAAGCAGGAAAUUGAAGAAAAGAAGGCUUGUGGAAACUUGGUGCCGUUUCCACGUGAUAAUGCGAGAACUGCCUCUGGAAAGCCACUCUGUGAGGCGUGCAAAUCCAAAUUCACUUCAAAGAGGGAGUUGGCCAAGCAUAUCAAGGCUGAAUGUACGACAUUGCGUGCCCAGGGUUCAUACGGCAGAAAAAAUAAUAAGCAACUUGGGGCCCCGCUUGCAUUAAGCUUCAAGGAGCCGAUGUCUGCCUCGGAUUUUGAAAGCUCAGAUGCCGAGAGCGUUGCUGAAAUGACUUCUAGCAUAUUCGCUACUCCAAUUGGCAAAUAUGGUCAAAAUUCUGUGCGAGCAGAAAGGCAAUCAACAAAGGGCGAUGCUUCUGGAAUGGACUGCGGAGUGAGGAAAGGCUCCAUGGCAGAACAGUUGGAGCUAAUUUAUGGACCACAAUCCAAAUAUCGUACUCCUACUAACCUAAUGUCCUACUACUCAUCCAAUAUCAUGGAGAAUCCAGCUCUGGGUGAUUAUUCCGGAACAAAUGGAGCAAAAAAUGGUAAUGAUUCUGAUAUGGAUGUCAGCCCAACACCAGAGCCGAAGUCGCACAAUGUUGGAAAACUUUCCAGGCUUGCCUCGAACUUGAGCUCAGGGCAACGACCAACCAGAAUAGGAAUGUCUCAAGGCUCGGAACCAAUCGUCGGCGGCGAAACUCCAGCGUCUGUCUCACGUGUCCUCGUCCUCGAAUCUGGACUGUCGGAGCUACAAGAUACCAAGCCCCAACCUACUAGUCGAAAACUUUUCUCCCAUGCCUCUAACAUGGCUGGUAUGUCCAGUCACUCACUUCCUAAAGUUCAAGAUCAGCAAGUUCUCAAGGGAUUCGACUUGGACUUUCCACCACAGCCCACCUGCUUCUCACCCCACAAGGCUUCUGCAACUUUCCGCCGCAGGAGGCUAUCAAAAGGGUUGGGACCAUAUCGCAGCAGGCUAGGAUCUUUUGGGUCGGAGGUCGUCACUAUCCGAUGUGCAACCCAAGUCGUUUGUGAUAAAAUUGUCAAUUUUCUUGGUAAAUUCAAGGAAGAAGAUGCCAGACCCCAAAUCGUAGUUGUGUCGGCGGGUGAGAACGAGUUGACUGUGAAAGUCAUUGUGCGGCCAGGGUUUGAUAUCACCGGGAUUAGGAUUGAUGAACUACCUGGAGUUUUUGUGGAGAGUGCGAAUAAAACGUUCAUAUUUGCGCAACCAGGUCCAGACGUUGGGAGUAAUAUUGAGAAAGGACGCCAGAGAAAAGCAAGAGGUUGAGCUGGGGACACCUGAUGAGAAACCAGCUAAGAGGACAAGAGGAUGGAAUCUCACAAGGAAAUACAGGGAG